Messenger RNA from Arxiozyma heterogenica, 6282 nucleotides. RefSeq names its product CCR4-NOT core subunit CDC39 (gene CDC39). Lineage: Eukaryota; Fungi; Ascomycota; Saccharomycetes; Saccharomycetales; Saccharomycetaceae. The transcript has a single exon. The record is from RefSeq and is a predicted model, not a curated record. Gene Ontology annotation, biological process: negative regulation of translation; nuclear-transcribed mRNA catabolic process, deadenylation-dependent decay. Gene Ontology annotation, molecular function: molecular adaptor activity. Gene Ontology annotation, cellular component: P-body; CCR4-NOT core complex. The coding region runs from base 1 to 6282 and encodes 2093 amino acids.
AUGGAUUCUGAUUCCCAAGAUUUAUAUUCAUUAGAAAAGAGGGAAGAAACUACUAAUAUAAUUAUAUCAUACAUCAGUCUUCAACUUACAACCCUAACUGAGGUAGAUUUUGAUACCGUAGAAGAGAGAAUUAAUCAUCUUUUAGAUUCGAGUUCAGAAUAUUUGGUUAUUAAAUAUUGGGAAAGACUUAUUUUACUUUGUUCCAGUGGCAUUAAAUCUAAUCAUAAUAAAUUAUCUCCAGACUUAAAUCUAUAUCAUAGGCUAUUACUUCAUUUAAUACAGGAAUUACCCUAUAAGAGUCAAGAUUUUAUCGUUCUUUUGAUUAAAAACAUCUUUAAGGAUAAUCAUUUCAUUAAACAAACCAAAUUAUUAUUUGAAGAUUAUUGUGAACUACUGUCUAAUCAUAACAUUGAUCCUUUAAUUAUUGAUCCUUUGCAAAAACAUUCCAUCUUACAGACGAAGCUAAACACGAAUACCAUGAAUAAUUCAACCCUUUUGUCUCAUCUAAUUAAGCAAUCAAAUUUGGAUAAUAUCGAAUCGAAUUUGACAGAUGUGUUAGCCUCUUUAUCUGGAGAGAGCCUGAAUGAUAUGGUAGCAUUGUUAUUAUCAGAAAUUUUAUCCCCCGGCUCUCAGAAUUUACAAAAGGAUGAGAACAAUAAUCCACAAUUGAUAAGUUGGUUCACUUCUCAAAAUAUCCCAGAUUCAAUUAAGGUUGGUGUUAAAAUAUCUAAUAGUUUACAUAAAAUAUCCAGUGAAGGUUCAAUUAAUUGGAAUCGAGUGUUUAAUUUAAUUUCUACUAAAUAUUUCAUGAAUAUACCAAUAAAGGCUACGCUAGCAUCCUUGAACUCUUUAUUUUCUAUAUUAAGAACAGGUGACCUGAUUGAUCAAUUUUUCAGUUGUGAUUGGAAUAUAUCUUUUAAAUUGCUGUUAUCCUGUUUGUUACAUCAAUGGAAAGUGGAUGAGCAUGAUACAGAUUCUGGUUAUUUUGAUCUUUUAAAUGUUCCAAAUAUUAAGAAAGUCUCGAAAACCUUGAAAAAUACACAAGGUUCUUUGUUAUAUUUAAUGUCAAUAUCUGUAUUGGAUUUAGAAAUUUUCUUAUUAAGAGAUGAAUUGAAAGAGAAUUCAAUGUUACCUAUGUUCCAAGAAUAUUUCUUUCAAGAUUUUAGUUUUGUUCCAGAGUAUUUAUAUCUAGCAAUGACUCAAAAUUUGAAACAUUUCGGAUUUCUAGUGGAAAAUAGAAAUAUUAUUGAUGAAAUCAUUGUCACACUAUUUGUCCAAAUCUAUCAAAAGCAUUUCAAUGAUGAUGAAUAUCCAUUAAGUGAUAUGGUUUCAUUUUUACCAAAUAGAGACAAAUUAUUGAUCGAUAUUGGUACCAAAUUGUUAUUGAAUAAGGAUAUUCAAAUGAAUCACUAUUUCAGCAUUAUAACAAAACUAGAUAGAUUAGAUUAUUUUGUCACUCAUGUCCCAUUUAAUGUUAUUUUCAAAUAUUUGCCACUAUUGAUCUAUUCUGGUUGGAAAGGAUUUGAAUCUUUCAUGAAAACGAAUUUGAAUGUUAACAAUGUUUCAGUUAUUCUUCAUAAAUUGGAAAGUCAAGUUAAUGAGGGUUCAAAUUCAAAUUUCAAUGUAGCUAAUAAUUUUGAUCUCGGUUCGUUGAAAUUUUUAAUCACUUUAUUGAUGGAUAUGCCACUAUCAAAUGAUCAAUUAGAAAGGUAUGAGAAUUUACAAUAUAAUAUCAUCAUAGCCUUCCCCAAGAUUAUUUACAUUGAAUUUGGCAAUGAAGAUUUCAAGAAUAGUGAACAAUUUGUCCCCUUUGGCCCAGAGAUAGAGGAAGAGAUGCAAAGUUAUUUGCAAAAGAUGUACAGUGGAGAAAUAUCUAUUAAAGAUGUUGUUGAUGUUUUAAGGAGAUUAAAGGAGAGUAAUGUAAAAAAAGAUAAAGAUGUAUUUGCUUGUAUUACCCAUGCUAUUUUAGCAGAAUGUGUUUUCUUUAAAGAUUAUCCUUUGGAAGCCCUCGCUACAACAUCUGUUUUAUUUGGUUCCAUGGUUCUAUUUAAUAUUUUUAGUGGGUUUAUUUUAGAUGUAGCAUUACAUAAAAUAUUAGUCUUUGCUAAAGAAGGUCCUGAAUCCAAGAUGUUUAAAUUUGCUAUUCAAGCUAUUUAUGCCUUUAGAAUGAGAUUAACUGACUUCCCACAAUACUGUAAGGAUAUUUUAAAGGAGGUCCCUGGUUUGCAAACACAGACCCAAGUUUAUCAAUUUAUUUAUGAUGCUGCACAGGUUAGUGAAAAAGUUAACUCGAGUAAACAAGGAAAAACUAUCGCACCAGUUGAAUUAAUUCCACAAGAAUAUUUCUUUGUUGGUGAAUGGAAUGCUCCAGUUCCACAAGAAACUCCGCCAAAAGCAAUUACUGAAAAGGUGCUAUUUAUUGUGAACAAUUUGACCAUGGACAAUUUUAACGACAAGAUAACUGACUUGAAAGAAUCAUUACAAUCAAAUUACUAUGCAUGGUUUGCAAAUUAUUUAGUAAAUCAAAGAGCUAAGACUGAACCAAACUAUCAUGAAUUAUAUGUUAAAAUUGUUACUGCUAUUGGAUCAGCAGCUUUCCAUGAAUGUAUUUUAAUUACCACUCUGAGACAGUUAUACGUAUUUAUUGGAGCUAAAGACAUUCAAAAACUAGAUAAAAAAAUUUUAAAAAAUUUGUCACAGUGGUUGGGUAUUAUUACUUUAGGAUGUAAUAAGCCUAUUAGAUAUAAGAAUGUUGCUUUUAGGGAAUUAUUAUUGCAGGCUUACAAAGAAAAUAGGCUUGAUAUUGUGGUACCAUUUGUGACAAAAAUCUUAGAGAGUGCUACAACAUCCAAAGUUUUCAAAUUACCAAACCCAUGGACUUUAGGGAUCUUGAAAUUAUUAUUGGAAUUGAACAAAAAGGCUAAUUGGAAAUUAAGCUUAACAUUUGAAGUAGAAGUUCUAUUUAAGACCUUCAAGUUAUCUAUGAAGGAUAUUGAGCCAACUAAUUUUAUUGAGGUUCCAGAUAUCGUUGAAACCUUAUCUGGUAGUCUAAAUGCAAUGACUAUUGAACAACAACAGAUUGAGCGUCAAAAACAGGGUUUAUUAAUGCAACAAUAUCAGCAACAAAUCUUAAUACAUCAACAAAGACAGCAACAGAUAAUGCCAAUGGUUAGUGAUCAGCAACCGGGUUUUUUGUCAGAAAAUAUCACCUACUCUAAUGAGGCACCAUUUAGUAAUUUAUCUGGGUCUUCCAUUUUUGUUACUCAUCCAGAAUUGAAACGUAUUUUUCAAAUAGCUCUGGCUAGAUCUGUUCGUGAAAUAUUGGUACCAGUUGUUGAAAAGUCCUCCAAUAUUGCUGUCGUCACUACUAGCAAAAUUGUUGUUAAAGAUUUUGCUACUGAAGUGGACGAAAUGAAAUUGACAGUUGCAGCUCUUACAAUGGUAAGACAGCUUGCAGUAAGCUUAGCAAGAGCUACUUCUACGGAACCAUUGAAAGAUGCUAUUCGCACGACAACUCAAUCUCUUAUACCAAAUUUGGUUACGUUGCCAGGGUCGCCAUUGGAGGAAUUAGAUUUGGCAAUUAAUGAUAAUAUUAGUUUAGCACUUAAUCUAAUUGAAGAGGCUGCUAGAGAAAGAGCCUCACAAGAGAUCAAUGAAUCAUUAUUGCAAGCCAUUGCUAUUCGUCGUUAUCAUCAAGAGAGAAGAGCUGAUCAACCUUUCUUGGAUCCUAAUGGUAACUUUUAUUCGUUGUCCUUACCAGAACCUCUUGGUUUGAGAAAUGCUGGUGUCACACAACAACAAUUUAGAAUAUAUGAAGAAUUUGGUAACAUGAUUCCAACUAUUGAUAGUAAUGGUAUGUCUACACAAAAUAUUGCAUUAUUCAAACAAAAAAUGCAACAAACUAUGUUGCCACAAGAUCAACAACCUUCCACUAACCAAUUACAACAUGAUGUACCAAAUAUGGUGUCGCAACAAUCAGUUCAACAGCAGCAGCAACCAACUGUUCAGAAUCCCCAAGUUCAACCAGUAAUUCAAAACGAACUUGAACAAAAUCAUAGAGUUUUGGUACAUCUUAUGGAUGUUUUGGUGGCGCAAAUUAAGGAAAAUGCCGACAAGUCUAAAUUGAUUGAUCUUGGUGAGCAAAAUCAAAUCAAGAAUAUAAUUUUUCAAAUUUUGACUUUUAUUGCCAGAAGUCCACAGAAAGAUCAGUUGGCUUUGAAAGUUGCACAAGCAGUUGUGAAUAGCUUAUUUGCUACAAGUGAAAGUUCAUUAUGCAGGGAGGUGUUAUCUUUAUUACUCGAAAAGUUAUGUUCUUUGUCUCUCGUAGCAAGAAAGGAUGUUGUUUGGUGGCUGAUAUAUGCUCUAGAUACUAGAAAAUUUGAUGUUCCAGUUAUUAGAGCUUUAUUAGAGGUUAAGUUAAUCGAUCCUGCAGAACUAGAUACUGUUUUAGUUACUGCCAUGGAAAAGAAAAUGGAUAAGUCUGUAGAUUUUGCUAUUAGUUUAUUAAAAGAUGUGGUCUUAUCUGAUAAUCCAUUAUUAAUGAAAAUGGAUUUUGUGAGAACAUUAGAGUAUCUAGGUUUAUCUGAUGACCAUAAGGUUAAAAAAUUCUUAAAGACAUUUGAAAAGGAGAAAGUAUUACCAGUACAGGAUAAUACAGAGAUCUCUGCCACUGAAAAAUACUUCCUUGUGUUUACUGAUUGGGUCAAAUUGUCACAAAGGGUUGAUUAUGACGAUAAAAUUGUAAUGGUAUUUUUACGUCAAAUGGUGGACAAAGGAAUUCUAUCGGAUACUGAUGGUUUGAUUAAAUUCAUAAAAGCUGCCUUGGAAUUAUCUGUCUAUUCAUUCAAGGAGAGUGAUCCUACUAGUGAUGUGUUUACGGCUAUUGAUGCAUUAAGUAAGUUGAUCAUUAAAUUACUAAUUAUUCAAGACUUUUCAGGAUAUAGUAGAAAAGAAUAUUUGAAUACCAUUGGUUCCAUUAUUCUAUUAGUAUUCUCUAAGGAUCAUGAAAGAAAGGAUAGCGACUUUAAUGAAAGACCAUACUUUAGAUUAAUAUCCAAUUUGUUCUACGAAUGGUCUAAGAUUCGUGGUCAUAAUUUUGCUAAAAUUACUGAUGUAAAGAUAAGAAGAGAGUUGCGUAAAUUUGAUAAUGAUUUUUACAACUGUUUUGCCUCCUUCUUACAUUCCAUGCAACCAUUUGCAUUUUUUGGUUUUACAUUUGCUUGGGUGUCAUUGAUCUCACAUAGAAUGUUUUUGCCCAUGAUCUUAAGUCUUCCAGAUAAAGUUGGCUGGGAAAAAUUCAUGUUAUUGAUUAUUGAUUUAUUUAAGUUUUUGGAUAAAUAUACAAAGAAGAAUUCAGUUUCAGACGCUAUAUCUGUUGUUUACAAGGGGACAUUACGUAUAAUUUUAGGUAUAUCAAAUGAUUUUCCAAAUUUCUUAAUUGAGAAUCACUAUGAAUUAAUGAAUAAUAUUCCAUGUACAUAUUUUCAAUUGAGAAAUGUGAUUCUAUCUGCUAUUCCAUUAAAGACGAUGGUUCCAAAUCCCUAUGAUUCAGAGUUGAAAUUAGAAGAAUUGGAUAUGUGUAGUGACAGACCAGAAGUAUAUUACAACCCAAUCAAUGAUAUAUUAUCAAUCAAGAAGCCUGUUGACAAUUAUUUGCGUAUCCCAUCAAACUCUUUGUUGAGAACAAUUAUGAAUGCUAUGUAUAGAACGGAAUAUGAUGUUCAAAAUGGCGUUGGGUAUGACUUUUUAAGUGUUGAUAAGAAAGCGAUUAGGGCUCUUGUCUUAUACGUGGGUAUUGAAGCAGGAUUAGAAAAUGAAAGAACUUCUUCAAGUGCAAUUUUCAAUCCAGAGUCGUCAUACUAUGCUUUGUUAUUUAACAUGUUGAACGACGGGACAACUGAAUUAAGAUAUCAAGUGUUGCAAGUAAUGUUAGAACAGUUAAGAUAUCCAAACAUUCACACACAUUGGUUCAUUUAUAUGUUAUUGAACAUGUUUAAUUCAAAAGCAUUUGGUGAAAGUUUAUUGGAAAUACAAGAAAUCAUGUUGAGGUGUAUUUUGGAGAGAAUUAUUGUUAACAAGCCACAUCCAUGGGGUAUUACUGUAAUGUUUUGUCAGUUGAUUAGACAGCAAGGCAAUAAAUUGUUAGAAUUACCAUUUAUUCAAGCCAUCCCAGAGAUUGAAAAAAUUUUCCAAGUUCUAUUAAAAUAUACAAUCAGUAAACCGGAAGUCGAGUUAGUUGAUGAUCCAAAGAAUACUGAGGUUGUAUCCGCAGCAUCCAAAUAG